ACUGCAGGUCACAGCGGUAAGGGGAAUCAAGUAAAAUUUCGUGAAAAGUUUUUCCAAACGGUACCUGUAGAGGCGCUGAUCGUCGUUUUCCAACUGGCGGCUACUAGAAGACACGGGUGUUGGCGCGGCAAGGGGAAGUAAUAGUUUCAGUGGUUUACUCGCUAGAGGCGCUGAUCGUCGUUUCCCUAAUGGACAACGCGGGUGUUGGCGCAGUAAGGGGAAUGAAAUAACUUUUUACCGGAUCCCCUAACGUCUGUGCCCACCAGUUGUUCAUCUUGUAGUUCCAGUGUCUAUACAUCAGUCAUUAGAUUUGUCAAGAAAUGAACGGUUUCGCGUUACGUUAUUGUUUCGUUACCCAAAAAAUUUCAAAAGUCACAGAUAAAAUUUCAGGAAAAUCAGUAGUUCGAAAAUAUAUCGCUAGGUUCGUCAUCAUCGCCACCGAAAAAAGUAAACAGAAACACUGGCGAGGGUGAAGGGGGAAUUUUCUCCUCCCUCACUCCUCUGUCAACCGGAAUUCAGCAGCCCAGCUGAGAUCUCAAUUCACAUGCUUCGAAUUGGACGUUCUAAAACAUGAUUAAACGUUUCAUUUGUUUAAAAGCUGAAUUUUAACUAAUUAAAUAGUAAUGAAACUCGUUAAAAAACCGAACAGAAUGCACCAUUGACAGCUGCUACGUAACAUAAUAGACACUGGUAGAAGUAAUGGGAAAGAGUUGACAAUUAUUAAUUAAUCAUUCGGUCAAUUAAACAGCGAUGAAAGGAACGAAGAUUCCGCUGAUUUGUAUGAGAUCAGUUCAGUAUGAAAAGUACCCUGGGAUUGAAAGCUGGGUUUCGUCGUUUCCACAAUGGCUGUGAAAAAACCACCGAGAAGGCUGUCAUACGAACCAAUAAUCCGAGAUUCGAAUAUGUCGGAUUUUCACAAAGUUGCUUUUAUAAUAUGCGCGUUCGUGAUGAUACGAGAAUUUAGACCGGUCGAGCCGUUUUUCACGUCGUAUUUGACAUCCCCACCAUUGAAUUUUACUACAGAAAUAGUUAAUGAGAAAAUAUACCCGAUUGGAACUUACGCUUCGUGUUCGUUCGCUAUUGUAUUAUUUCUAAUCACCGAUUACCUUAGAUACAAGCCGGUUAUUAUUUUGGACGCUAUUACCGGUAUAUUGACCUAUUUAUUACUCUUUGGCAAACCGGAACUGUCAAUUUUCUACGUGGAACAAUUAUUUUACGGUUUUUUCUAUUCGUCCGAUGUCGCUUGUAAUACAUACUUGUAUGCUAAAGUCGAAGAUAGCUCGUUAUACCAAAAAAUCACCGGCUACGUCAGAGCUUCUAGUCUUCUGGGAAAAUUCAUUAGUGGAAUUUUCGCCCAAUCUGCUGUUUCCUUUCGUAUAUUUAGUAAAUCGGAUCUGGUGUAUUUUAGCACCGGUGGUAUGGUACUGGCGACAUUGUGGUCGUUUUUUGUACCUUCUGUCGAUCAUAGUAUUUAUUUUCAUACCAUCGAGAAAAAAGUGAUUCAGAUUACUGGGAAGAAUGACGACGUAGAAGACAAUAAAGUAGAAGAGAAGGUGAUCACGAUAAUUAAAUCGCAGAAAUUACUGGAUGUUGGGAAACGGCUUGUGCAUGAUUUUAGAGCAGCCUAUACGAACAUAUAUGUGUUAAAAUGGUCUUUAUGGUGGGCUUUCGCUCUGUGUGGAUUUUUUUUCGUGAACACGUAUUCUCAAGUAUUAUGGCAAAUCACUGCCAAAGAACACAACGAAGGUAGCGAUGGUAAUGUCGAUGAUUACCUGAUGAAUGGUGCCGUUGACUCGACUUACACAAUAUUAAGUGCUUUGGGAGCUUACCUAAUCUCGCAGCUGAAAAUAGACUGGAAAACCCACGGUGAUUGGAUCCUAAGUCUGGUAUCAUUCAGUUUAGCGUUAAUAGUCGUUCUUCACUAUUGGUCCCAUAGCUUAUUAUUCAUUUACCCGGGAUAUAUAACGUUUGGGCUUAUUUUUCAAACGAUGUUGACGAUUGCCCAAUCAGAAGUAGCUCAAAAUAUAGAAAAAGAUAGUUACGCUUUGAUAUUUGGAUUUAAUACAUUCGCAGCCCUCGGCUUAGGUUGCAUUAUCACGUACACGGUUAUCGGAGGAAAUCUUAUCUACCUCUCGACCAGAGAACAGUUUCUAUUCUACGGAGCUUAUUUUACAGCUAUUACGAUAUUUUUCGUCAUCGUAGCAGUAAUUUCAGCUACACGCAGAUGGAUCAGCGCUAUCGAACUGUGAUCUCUUCUCCGCCCAUUUUUUGAUUACCCGAUGUACUUAUAUUUAUGUUGACGAUUUUCAGCAAUAUUUUUAUUGUUUCUUGGUGUACCUAUAUUGUGAUUAUUUAUGUCGACGAACGUUACUCGAAUAACGAUGUCAAUUAGCCGAGCUUUAAAAUACGUUUAUAUAAGGUUACGUUAUCUAUUCCUUUUUUCCCCUUCCAAUUAAACCGGGGGUUCUGCGUAGGAUAAUGAUGAGAUAUUUUCGAAAUGCUGGCCAUUCGAUGUGAAUUUAUGAUUUUCUUUUUUACUCGGUGUGUCUAUACUUUGUAUUGUUUUUUUUUUUGUUUUUUUGUUUUGUACCAUAGAAGAAAAUCGUCGAUACGUUUUAGUAUUAUGAGUAUUGUUGAUAGUUACGUAAUAUGAAUUUUUAUACAUUUUUGCUCUUUCGUA
Messenger RNA from Planococcus citri (citrus mealybug), 2680 nucleotides. RefSeq names its product thiamine transporter 1-like. Gene Ontology annotation, molecular function: vitamin transmembrane transporter activity. The record is from RefSeq and is a predicted model, not a curated record. Bases 843 to 2249 code for a protein of 468 amino acids. Lineage: Eukaryota; Metazoa; Arthropoda; Insecta; Hemiptera; Pseudococcidae. The transcript is spliced from 12 exons. Gene Ontology annotation, cellular component: plasma membrane. Gene Ontology annotation, biological process: vitamin transport; transmembrane transport.